Messenger RNA from Mesocricetus auratus (golden hamster), 3622 nucleotides. It is a transcript of the gene Spn, whose product is annotated as sialophorin. Gene Ontology annotation, molecular function: transmembrane signaling receptor activity; heat shock protein binding. Bases 102 to 1271 code for a protein of 389 amino acids. The record is from RefSeq and is a predicted model, not a curated record. Lineage: Eukaryota; Metazoa; Chordata; Mammalia; Rodentia; Cricetidae. Gene Ontology annotation, biological process: defense response to bacterium; regulation of immune response; regulation of T cell migration. Gene Ontology annotation, cellular component: external side of plasma membrane. The transcript has 2 exons.
CUCGGUUUGCCCCAGUCCUGACCAAGCCUCGGGAGGAGCUGGAGGUGCUCACCCUGGCCCUGUGCCGUAUCCAUUAAGCUGGUCCCAGCCCCUGUCUGGAGAUGGCCCUGCUUCUCCUCCUCCUCGGGGGCUUCUGGAUCCAGGUGAUGAGCAGCAGCCCAGAUCUGCAGAACAUAACGGUGGUGACACCUACCGCCCCACAUAGCAAGGUCCCAGGCACUUCCGAGACCUUGAGAGUCAACCAGGCAACCUCUACUAGGCCAGACACAGUGGACCUCAUGGAGGCUACCAGCAGCUGGAGUCAGAGACUAUCCCUACCCUUCCAAACCACCUUUGGAACUGCUGAAUUGUCUUCUCUUGGGACUCCCGCUGGUGCUAGCGUGAGCACCCCUGUACCUGAGCCUACAAACUCCCAGGAAGUUUCCAGCAAGGUAUCAGUGAAGCUUCCAGAACCAUCAGAUGUUUUCAGUGACCCUCCUGCCACCACAGCCAAUCCCAUGACAGACAAAACUGGGACAUCUGCCUCUCUAGAAACCUUUAAAGGGGCAAGUACACCCCCCGUUGCCAUGACAACCAGCUCCAAUGAGACCAGUGGACCUUCCGUGGCUACAAGAAUAAGCUCCAAGACCAGUGGUCCCCCUGUCACCAUGACUACUGGGUCUCUGGGUCUCUCCAGUGAGACUCAUGGACUCCCUGCCACCAUAGCAACCAGUUUUGUGGAAAGUUCUAGUGUAACGGGUGGCACCCCAGUCUCCGGCAUAAAAAUAUCCAUGAUGUCUACCCCGGAGCCCAUAACCACCAGAGCGCCACGCCAGGGAUCAAGUGGCAUGUUGUUAGUGCCCAUGCUUGUGACCCUGCUAGUAGUUUUGGCCCUCGUGGCACUCUUGCUGCUGUGGCGCCGGCGACAGAAGCGGCGGACUGGGGCCCUGACCCUAAGCAGGGACGGAAAGCGCAAUGGGGUAGUGGAUGCCUGGGCUGGUCCCGCCCGGGUUCCUGAUGAAGAGACAGCAAUAGCGUCAGGGCCAGGGGGCAACAAGGGCUCUGAGACCCUGGAGACGGAGGGGUCGGGCCAGCGGCCCACGCUCACCACUUUCUUCAGCAGACGGAAUUCCCACCAGGGCUCUUUAGUCCUGGAAGAGCUGAAGUCUGGGCCAGGUCCCAACCUAAAGGGGGAAGAAGAGCCGCUGGUGGGCAGUGAGGAUGAGGCUGUGGAAACCCCCACUUCCGAUGGGCUAGAAGCUAAAGAUGGGGCUACACCUCAAAGCGUAUGAGCAACAGGAGGUCUUCAACCGACCUGCUCCUUAACCCCGGAUCCUGCUCGAGCAUCCUCACACUUGUGAAUAUUUGUGAACCAAGUGCACUCAUUCAUCCAUCCAUCCAUUUAUUCCCUGCCCCCUCCUUCCUCCGUGCUCCCUUUGGAACCAGUCGCCGAAUCUCCAUGAGAAUUAUCUUAAUUGACCCACCAUUUCUCCAAGGAUCCGCCUUGGGCGUCUGCGGUCUGAUGAGAAGAAUGAAGUAAUAAACCAGCAAACUUCCGACGAUGAAACUUUGUGACGUACAUGCAACCCCCAUAGGGUACCUUCAGGACUUCCGUUGCUCAGGGGCCAGCUUAGAGACUAGAUGGGGCCAUCUGACAUGCUUCUGGGUGACCUGUGACCUGUGACUUUCCCCCAGAGCACUCUGGCUGGUAGCUGCUGGUGGAGGCUGCCAGAGAUCGGCCGCUUCUCCUUGGGACAGAGAUGAGAGUUUCUGGUUCCAAGAGGCCCCGGCACCUGCUGUGUCCACUCCGAGGUGUGGAUUGUGUGUGAGGUGUGACCCUUAGGUGGUGGUUGUGAGCAGCACUGGUGACUGCAGGGUGGGGAAGAGCAGGGCAGGGGCUGGCAAAGCGUUCCUCCAAAGUGAGGGACACAGGGACUCCUGGGAACACAGGACCUUCAUCUUGCUCAGACAGGGUAGGAACAGCUAAGAGCCUUAAGCCGUGUGCAGCCUCCAAGAGAAUGCAAACUGGAUGGGGGCUAAGCUGUUAUACCCUCCUUUCAAAGGUGCCCUCCCACCAACACCCACCCACCCUGCGCACACGCAAGAAGAGGAGAGGCGGCCACCCACGUGGGGACUGCGUGCUGCCGAACCCUCUGGCCUUGAGGCCUUUCCCCUACAGGCUUGGUUUGUCUGCUUCCUCUCCCAUUCCAAGGCUGAGGUCCUUCCCUUUUCUAAGUGAGAGGGAGUUAGAUGGGAAGACAGACCCAGGGGUGGGACAUGGGUCCAGGGACUCCCUGAGGGUCUGAGGUAGAGAGGGGACAGGCCCCAAUCCUGCUGCUUCUGAUCCAUCAGCCUCUGAUACUGGCCCAGUGGCAACCCAAGUGGACAAGUGGUCCACAGGUGGUGGCUGGAGGAGAUUUGCAAGAGGAAGUUGUUGAGUCAGAAGGCACAGUCCUUGAGAACAGACUGACCUACAAAAAGAGAUGUGUGAGUGUGGUUGUGCAUGGCCUGGAUGGGGGAGGGAAAGGGGGAAUGGAGCCCAGGCGGCUCACCUGUUGUAUGUGGGAAGAGGGGAGACAAGGAGGGGAAAGGGGCACGGAUCAGCUGCCACCACCUCAAGCUGUCACUGCCGCCUCCUUUAGUCUGUGGGGAAGAGGAAAGGCUGAGAUGGACACCCAUGGGCCGCAUUGAACCGUUUCUACUGCACACCAGGUGCUGUGUGGACCGAGUGUGGCAGGGACGGUAGGUUUUCCAAGCCGAGUGCCCCAAUUUCAGGGCUAGAGGGUAAUGCCACCAAACUGAGAGGUCGAGCGCUCUGACUCCUUCAUGUUCCACAGCCAUUUCCUGGGCUGUUUCUGGUUUUCGGGUGCAGGGGGGGUUAGAGGAAAUGAGUAGUGAUGGGGGUGGUACACAACAGGACUUCGGUCCAGACAGGGGCAGAAUGUUCCGAGUGCUAAACUGAGUGACAGGUGAAAAUGUCACAAGGGCACCAAAAAAAAGGAAGUGUCAAACUGCUUCUAAAGGAAGGCAAGGAGGCUUCAUGGUUGCCCCGGGGUCCCAGCUGCGCUGCAUGUCCUAUCAGCUCCUGGGCCUGGCAGAAGCGGGUGUUCAGUGCACAUUCAUGUGAGUGGAUGGAUGACUGAAUGAGUGCGUGGAGGGAGGGAGGGAUGAAGAAAUGAGGCUUUGGAAGCUAAGAAUGGCAAAGGUACUUUUAGCACGAGGACUAGAGGGUUGCAAAAGUAUGUAAGGGAGCAGGGAGCGUGGUGGGACAGGAUAGAUGGAUGUCCUUCAGCUCAGUAGAGGAAAACCAGUAGCAAGCAAUAUAUAAACCCAAAAAGAGAAAAAAAUAAAGUAGGUAAACAGAAACAGAGACGUAAGACGUGACAGCAGUUUCAACUCGAUCAGUCAUGAAAUGAUUGCAAAUGGCUUGUGUUUGUGACAUCCUUGCCACGUUUUCAGCAACUGUGAUAACCUCAGAAAUGAUCUCAGCUGACAUGGAGAAGGAAAAGGAUGUUAUUAAUCUGUAAAUACAUUUAUAAUAAAAGCUACAUCUCAAAUGUGUAGUGUGGGGAAUUUAAGUGUGAUUUUCAACUUUGCUUUUCUGUGGUUUUCAAGUUUUACGCAAUAAAUGUGUUUACUUUUA